GCAUGCGAUCUUCUUGAGAGCCACGACCUGAUGUCGAAACCAAGAAUAGGAAAAAUGAAAGCAAAAAGACAGAAUGCGUACGGCAUCAAAAAAGUAGGACGGCAUGAAAAAAGUAGGGCAAAUGAAAAAUCCAAAAGUGUCUCUCUCUCAAUCUCUCUCUCAUAUGUCAAACAUUCAACCACGAUUGAGGGGGUCUUUGGACUUGUGCUAUCUUUACAAAUAGCAAUGGCAGAGACAUGAAAUGUGCCACUCUGUUCUUGUCCUGCAGAAACCGGAGGCGAGUGUGGACUUCUUCUACAGCAUCUUUUGAAAGCUUCACGAAAAUGUCUUAAACCAUCAGAUGCUGAGAUAUUAGUGGGUAUGCAUUGCUCUGGAUGUUCAUUGCGUUGGUGAAGGAGAUAUGGAUAGCAGUGCGAGUAGAAGCAGUGGCAAUGAGACCGAGAAUGCCAUCUUGAAUUCCAAAACCGAGUCUUGCUGUGGCCAGUUCCAAAAUGGCUCUAACCCUUGGAUGGCCAGAUAUUUGUAUGCUUUGAUGUUUCUAGUUUGUAAUAUACUGGCUUGGGUUGCUCGGGAUUAUGGCCACGGUGCCCUCAAAGAAAUGCAGAGAUUAGAAGGAUGCCGUGGUGCACAAGAUUGUUUGGGCGCAGAAGGAGUCUUGCGGGUCAGUUUGGGAUGCUUCACCUUCUACUUCACAAUGUUCCUUUCAACAGUCCGCACGUCAAAGUUGCAAGAGCCUAGAAAUGUAUGGCAUUCCGGGUGGUGGUCAGUCAAGACUGUCCUCUUGAUUACCUUGAUUAUCGUCCCUUUUCUGGUUCCUUCAGCCUUUAUCCAGCUCUAUGGAGAGGUUGCACAUUUUGGUGCCGGGGUUUUUCUUCUCGUUCAGCUUAUAAGUAUAAUCAGUUUCAUCAUGUGGCUGAACGGUUGCUGCCAGUCUGAUAAAGAUCCGGGGAAGUGCCACAUCCAGGCGAUAUUACUUGCGGCUACUGCAUAUGUUGUUUGCAUUGUGGGGAUCGUUUUAAUGUACAUCUGGUAUGCACCGGAGAGGUCUUGCCUACUUAACAUUUUCUUCAUCACUUGGACUCUGGUGCUCCUGCAACUAAUGACCAGUGUCUCCCUUCACCCUAAAGUCAACGCUGGCUUCUUGAUUCCUGGUCUCAUGGGACUCUAUGUUGUGUUUAUCUGCUGGUGUGCCCUUCGAAGUGAACCGGCAGGAGAAAGUUGCAACAGGAAAGCUGAAGCUUCCCACAGUACUGACUGGCUCACAAUCAUAAGCUUCAUUGUAGCGAUCCUCGCCAUUGUCAUUGCUACCUUUUCAACCGGAAUCGACUCCCAAUGCUUUCAGGAAGACUCAAGUGAGAGCUGCCGGCGAUGUCCCAUAUGGCUACGGCUUCUUCCAUUUUGUUUUUGCCACAGGAGCGAUGUACUUCGGAAUGCUGUUUAUUGGCUGGAACAGUCACUACCCAAUAAAGAAGUGGACGAUUGACGUGGGAUGGACGAGCACUUGGGUCAGAAUCGUCAACGAGUGGGUCGCAGUCUGCGUUUUUGGUAUGUGCUCGAUACAGAAAGCUCCUUCCUGUCUUGUAAUCAGCUAAUGUUGUACCAAGUUGGUAUUGCCAGCUUAAUCAGAAGCUCUUUUGUAGUCUUGAUCUCGCGAAAGAAGUAGCACGAAAGAGUAGUAGUGAUGGAAAGUGAUUGUCCUUGUGCAGUAUGGAUGCUCGUAGCACCAGUCGUGUGGAAGAGCAGGCAAGCGAGCUGAACCACAUGAGUAAAUUGAAUCCGCAGCCAGAUGACUCGGUGGAUAGUGUAGGAAGCAUCUCUGAACGGUUCAGGCAGCGUAUGGAAAGAGUUAGAAGACUUGAAUCGUUCCUGCAGUUGGUUAGCCACAGACGCCUCCUGGCUUUCACAUUCGCUGAUGUGAUAGUGAGGAAGCCAACUACUUCGGUUACUGUAGAAGCUUUCUGCUGUUUCGAAUUAAGCAAGAAUGGAAAGGACACAUGAUAAGCCGCAUCACGAUUCACAUCUGUGAUUCAUUCAUGAUGACGUAGAUUGCAUUCAUGGGUUCGCAAUCGAAAGUUCUUUUGAAU
Messenger RNA from Rhodamnia argentea, 2084 nucleotides. RefSeq names its product probable serine incorporator. Gene Ontology annotation, cellular component: membrane. The record is from RefSeq and is a predicted model, not a curated record. Lineage: Eukaryota; Viridiplantae; Streptophyta; Magnoliopsida; Myrtales; Myrtaceae. The coding region runs from base 401 to 1483 and encodes 360 amino acids. The transcript has 12 exons.